Cannabis sativa is the source of this 2654-nucleotide messenger RNA. RefSeq lists its product as uncharacterized. Lineage: Eukaryota; Viridiplantae; Streptophyta; Magnoliopsida; Rosales; Cannabaceae. The record is from RefSeq and is a predicted model, not a curated record. The transcript is spliced from 5 exons. Bases 439 to 2436 code for a protein of 665 amino acids.
GACUGCUUUGCCACUGGUUAGCUGGCAUUGGCCCCAUCAUUGAUGUGUUCCAAUGGUUGGUCACCCACAGAAGCUUCCUCUGUUCAUUCUCAACGGACCCCAAAACCCAAACCCAAACUCUUUCUAUUUCUCUCUCUCUUUGUCUUAUUUCUCAAUCUCAACUCAAUAGUGUGUAGAGUAAAACAGGGUACCCCGUUAGGGUUAUUGGUCUAUAUCCCUUCUUUUUAUUUUGAUUUUUUCUGCAAGAUUGGCCAAAUCCUCUCUUCUUUCCAUUUUGCUUUUGCUUUUGCCUUUUCAUGAGACUCUUACACAGUUCAAUUUUCUGUUUCCGAGGCUGAAUUCACUGUAGUUCAAAGUGAUUCUGCCUUUUAUUUGUUGGUGUUGUAGACGCUGAUUUCUCAAGCUGGGAGUUUUGACUUUUUUGUUUAAUUCUUGACAAUGCCUAAAUCCAAUCACGAAAAGCAAGAUCAAAGGAGUAAUUCUAGUAUGGAGGAUUCCUCUAUGACAAUUGAAUUCCUCCGUGCACGGUUGCUUGCCGAGAGGUCUGUGUCGAAAAGUGCUAGACAAAGAGCUGAAGAACUCGCAAAAAGGGUAGAGGAGCUGGAGGAACAACUUAGAAUUGUUUCUAUUCAAAGAAGAAUGGCUGAGAAAGCCACAGUAGACGUCCUCACCAUUUUGGAGAAUCAGGGAAUUAGUGACACUUCUGAGGCAUUUGAUUCAAGUUCUGAUCAGGAAGCCCACCGGGAAUCCCAUGAGGGUGAUCAUUACCCAACUCAAGAGGAGCACUUCACUUCUAGGAGACAAAGUAACUUGGAGGAGUUUUCUGGUUCUGAUCGUGAUGCAUCUCCGGUAUCUGGUAGAAGCUUGUCUUGGAAAGGUCGUAGUAAGUCUCCACGUUCCCACGAAAAAUACAAGAAUCCAUCUACAAGAAGGCGGAAUGCUUUUUCAUCCCUGGGCUCUUCUUCUUCUUCUUCGAGACAUCAUUUCGGUAAAUCUUGCCGCCAAAUAAGACGCAGAGAAACAAGGACAGUGGUUGAGGAGCACAAAACAGAGCCUAUCAAGUUUGAUUCUCAAGACAAUGGAUUUGCUAGUGCUACCCCACCAGAAGAUGUUCUAGAUAGCUCAGAUUCAAGAUCAGGAACAGUGAGAAAAUGUUCUGAAAGCAAGAAGGUAUUAUCAGAGGGUCCUCUUUCUGGUGGUGUAGAAAGUCAACGAAUCAAUAAUCAUAUUGAUGUCAAUGGCCAUGGGAAGGACAGAGACAUGAAAAAAGCAUUAGAAGACCAGGCACAUCUUAUUGACCAAUAUGAAGAGAUGGAAAAGGCUCAAAAUGAAUGGGAAGAGAAGUUCAGAGAAAAUAACAUUAGCACACCGGAUUCAUAUGACCCUGGAAACCACUCAGAUAUAACUGAGGAAAGAGAUGAGGUCAAGCCUCAAACACUUCCCAAUAAUGAGACAGAUAUCUCAGAACCUGAAGAGGCAAAGCCAAAGGAAAUAGAUUUAUCCAAACUGCAGCCUAAUGGUAUUUUAGCACCUUCACAUGCUGAGAUGGUAGAGGAUCAAACAAGCAGCAGAACCAAUUCUGCUGGUUCCAGAUCUCCAGCUCAAGAAUUUGCAUUUCCUACAGCUAGCGAAAGGGGAAUCCAACAGAGUGAGGAUAACCAUGAUUGUCAACCAUCAGAAAUCCUCUGCCAGGACCCAUCUUUGCAUGGGCCACUGAGCAACCGGUCUUUAGUUAGCAAUUCAUCCGAGUUAGGCAGCAGUUCCCAUGAAAGAGAGGCUUCAGAAGGCCAAAAUGAUCACUAUGCAUUAGUACCUCACAACCAACCUAAUGCUUUAGGUGGUGUGUUGGAUGCACUCAAACAGGCAAAGUUAUCACUACAUCAGAAAAUCAAUAGAUUGCCACCAGACGGCAGAAUUACUGUUAAAAAAUCCACUGAACAAUCUCCAUUUGAUACAAGAAUCGGGGACAGAACAGAGAUCCCCACUGGGUGUAGUGGACUUUUCAGAUUACCAACUGAUUUCUCUGCUGAAGUAAAUACACGAGUCAACUUUCUCAGUUCUGGAUCUCACUUAGCACCAUAUUAUCCUGAUAAUAGAGUUGCAGUAACUGCUCCUGAUCGAUUUGUUUCAACGCCUUACAUGGAAAAUCAAGCAGGAUUUCGAACCGAUGAUCGCUUCUUCUCAAGUGGCUCUUUACCGUCUGGGUCAAGAGCUUCUACUUUAAAUUCACGUUACGAUCCUUACUUGAAUAAUGGUUUCAAUAGAUACAACUAUACUUCCCAUCCCCCCUAUCCCCCUUUCCCUGAUUUAAUGCGGCAUAUACCCUCAGAUGAAGGAUUACUAAGACCCUUUCCCAGUAGCAGUAGGCCAUAUGAGUCACCUGUAGAUGGAUCACCAUUAUAUAGUGAUCAAGCUGGACCUAAUAUGUAUAGGUAGUAUUAUACUAUAUCUACUCUUUUAAGUUUUUCCAACUGUAUCUUAGAAUUGGUUAUUGGUUUUAUAGAUAGGUUCUAGUUUCUGUUCCAUUAGAGGGAGAAGGUUUUUGUACACAGUGAAACCAUUUGUUGUAUCAUGUUUAUGUUUCUGCAUCAUAAUUUUGAUUCUAAUUUCUGAUAUAAAUAUUUAAUUCUACUGUGACUAUCAAUUUUUUCUUU